Perca fluviatilis (European perch) is the source of this 3253-nucleotide messenger RNA. RefSeq names its product alpha-1,6-mannosylglycoprotein 6-beta-N-acetylglucosaminyltransferase B (gene mgat5b). Gene Ontology annotation, biological process: protein N-linked glycosylation. Gene Ontology annotation, molecular function: alpha-1,6-mannosylglycoprotein 6-beta-N-acetylglucosaminyltransferase activity. The transcript is spliced from 19 exons. Bases 332 to 2707 code for a protein of 791 amino acids. The record is from RefSeq and is a predicted model, not a curated record. Gene Ontology annotation, cellular component: Golgi apparatus. Lineage: Eukaryota; Metazoa; Chordata; Actinopteri; Perciformes; Percidae.
GGCCCUUUAAAUACCAAAUCAAAGAUGGCUGCCCUCAUUCACCAACCUGCAGUUGUUUAGCAUGGAACUCUUUGCUAAUUUCUAAAAAGAAUCGAAAAGGACCCGGACCCACUGCUGCAGCAGGACGCACCGGCGGGAUUCCCGCAGAAGUUUUUCACGCGCACACACACAGCACAACACUGACAGCUGUCGGGAUCGGAAGUUGCCUGCGUCGUCACGCACUCUGCCAAUCCUCAGGACUGUGGUUGAAAGUUAUGGUUUUGACGCUGGUUGUUACACAACAGACUCGCACAAUGUUAAGGAGAGCCGGCGCUUUCAGCGUGUGUGGAAAAUGAUUGCAGCCAGCAGCGACCUUUGCAUUAUGGUGAGGAGAUGUCUUCUCACUUUCAAACCAUUCAGGAUCUUUGUGGUGGGGAUUGGCUUCUUCAGCUUGUGCUUUCUAAUGACGUCCCUCGGGGGCCAGUUCUCGGCCAAGAGACCCGGAGAUUCCCCCUUCACGGUGCGAGCCGAAGUGUUCGGUGGCCAAGAAUCUCGUGGGGUGCUGAGGAAAAUCAGUGAAAUGCUGGAGGUCAUUAUGAAGAGGAUGGAUGCUCUGUCUAAACUGGGUAACACCACAGACAGCCACAGGCUGGAUGAGCUCAGCUCGGCCCUGGACAGGAUUCAGCCUAUAGGACUAUUGGAGCGGAUUCAGGCCAUAGCCCAGAACAUGUCUGACAUGGCAGUAAGGGUGGAGCAGAUCCUGCAGCGCAGCAUGGCCAGCGACAGAGUCAAGGAUGGAACAUUAGGACAAUGUGAGAUUCCUAAAGAUCCCCGCUAUCCGGACUGUCCCAGCAAGAUGAAUUGGAUGCGCGCUCGUUGGACCUCAGACCCUUGCUAUACCUUUUAUGGUGUGGACGGCUCGGAUUGCUCCUUCCUCGUCUACCUGAGUGAGGUGGAGUGGUUCUGCCCCCCACUGGCCUGGAGGAACCAGACCACUACACCCACCUUGAAGCCUCUGCCCAAGAGACAGGCUGUCUUCCAGUCUGACAUCGGGGCUCUGCUGGAGCAGGUGGGCGCAGGGAAGGAAUCACUGAGCUUCAUGAAGAGACGCAUACGCAGAAUGGCAGCACAGUGGGCCUCCGCUGCUCGACGGCUGGAUGACAAGCUCCGCAACCACUGGAGAGAGCAGAAAAGGAUUCUAGUUCAUGUGGGCUUUCUGACAGAGGAGUCUGGGGAUGUCUUCAGUCCCAAAGUGCUGAAGGGGGGUCCUCUGGGUGAGAUGGUGCAAUGGGCCGACAUCCUCACAGCCCUCCAUGUGCUGGGACACAACCUCAAGAUCUCGGUUUCCCUCAAGGAGCUGCACGGGUCUCUGGGGGUCCCUCCAGGAAGAGGAAGCUGUCCUCUAACAGGACCUCUGCCCUUUGACCUCAUCUACACCGACUACCACGGCUUGCAGCAAAUGAAGCAGCACAUGGGUCUGUCACUGAGGAAGCACAAGUGCCACAUCCGAGUGAUUGACACCUUCGGCACUGAGCCUGCUUACAACCACGAGGAGUACGCCACUCGGCACGGCUACAGAACCAACUGGGGCUACUGGAACCUUCACGGCCAGCAGUACAUGACCAUGUUCCCCCACACUCCAGACAACUCUUUUAUGGGUUUUGUGGCGGAGGAGCUGAAUGAGACGGAGAGGCUGAACAUUCAGCGUAACAAGGUUAACAAUAUGGCUGUUGUGUACGGCAAAGAAGCCAGCAUGUGGAAGCUUCAAGGAAAGGAAAAGUUCCUGGCCAUUCUGAAUCGCUACAUGGAGAUCCAUGGGACGGUGUACUAUGAGGCACAGCGUCCUCCGGAGGUGCCCGCCUUUGUCAAGAACCACGGUCUGCUGCCUCAGCCGGAGCUGCAGCAGCUCCUCAGAAAGGCCAAGCUGUUCAUUGGAUUUGGCUUCCCCUACGAAGGUCCCGCACCUUUAGAGGCCAUAGCCAAUGGCUGCAUCUUUCUACAACCCAAGUUCAAUCCCCCUCACAGCUCUCUUAAUCAUGACUUCUUCAGAGGGAAGCCCACCUCCAGGAAGGUGUCCUCUCAGCAUCCGUAUGCAGAGCAGUACAUUGGCAGGCCGCAUGUCAUCACUAUCGACUUCAAUAACUCUGAGGAGUUUGAUGCGGCCAUCCGUGAGAUCAUGAGGAUCAAUGUGCAGCCAUUCCUGCCCUAUGAGUACACCUGUGAGGGGAUGCUUGAAAGAGUUCAUGCCUACAUUCAGAACCAGGACUUUUGUUCCCCUGAAGCUCCGUUUCCUCCAGUAAACUCAUCCUGGCUGAGCAGCCCUCCCAGUCCUUUCGUCCUCCUGCCAAACUCCAGCAUCCUGACCUGGGCCUCCAACGCCAGCUCCUGCCCGUCCUGGCCACCCCUCAGCGCCCUGCGCCUUUUGGCUUCCCUGGAGGGCCAGUCGUGUGUGACGGCGUGCCAGAGUGCAGGACUCAUCUGCGAACCUGCCUUGUAUCGUUUCAUCAACAUCAAGGAGGCCUUCAGCGCGCUGGACCUGCAGUGUGACGGAGUGGAGUCCGAGAUGAACCACCUCUUCCCGGCCUUCUCAGCAGAGCAUGCUGAAUGUAGCCUGCAGCAGGAUCCCCUGCUGUUCAGCUGUGCCGGCUCCAGUGCCAAAUACCAGCGCCUUUGCCCCUGCAGGGACUAUCGUAACGGCCAGGUGGCACUGUGCAGAGACUGCCUAUGACCAGAGGAGGAUCUGUGGAUGGAGACUUAUUUCUAACACUUGGUGACAUCUUGAAUCUGUGGUGAAAUGCUGUAACACAUACACUUGAGUACUCCUUUACCUCUGACCAAGGACUGGCUGGAGGAUGGAAAUUGUAAGACCAUAUUACCUCUCAGGGAACUGCAUGAUUGUACUUUGAUCUGGUGGGAUUGAAGCCUCAGUUUAAAGGUUUACAUGGCUGCAUAGGACCACAGUCUACAAAAGUCACAAUGAAAUGUAUCAUUUGAUGGAUCAGUUAGAUUAGUAAAGAAACCAUGAGCAAUCAAAAGGAAAGCUUUGAUAAAAAAAAAAAUAUUGCAAAUGCUUGAAAUUCACAAGUGUGUUUACUCAGUGUUGUGUGAAUACCUACAGUAUCAUAGUGGAGUUUGGAUAUUUGUACUAGAUGCACCCAAAGCUGUUUACACCAUGUUGAGAUGUACUACUUUACAUGUCCUGUAUGAAUACAUUUGUACAUAAAUGUUUAAUAAAAUACAGGGGAUGAAAAAGUUGUUGCAAUUGUUUGAAUUA